UGGACCUUCACUCUGGACUCCCAGGGCUCAGCUUUCUGUCCCCUUCUCCCAGGUCAGGAUGCAGGCCGAGGCUCUGGAUGGGCCACCAAGGAAACCAUGCAGGGCUGGAAUCGGAGAGCCCGAGAGAGCCCUGGGAAGGUGUCGGAGCCCGACAGGACCCAGCUGAGCCAGGACCUGGGUGGGGGCACCCUGGCCAUUGACACACUGCCGGAUAACAGGACCAGGGUGGUGGAGGACAACCACAACUACUAUGUGUCCCGUCUGUAUGGCCCCAGCGAGCCCCGCAGCCGGGAGCUGUGGGUGGAUGUGUCCGAGGCCAACCGGAGCCAAGUGAAGGUCCACAGAAUCCUUUCCAACACCCACCGGCAGGCUUCGAGAGUGGUCUUGUCCUUUGAUUUCCCUUUCUACGGGCAUCCUCUGCGGCAGAUCACCAUAGCAACUGGAGGCUUCAUCUUCACUGGUGAUGUGACCCAUCGGAUGCUCACAGCUACUCAGUACGUGGCCCCUCUGAUGGCCAACUUCAACCCCGGCUACUCCGACAAUUCCACAGUUGCUUACUUUGACAAUGGGACGGUCUUUGUUGUUCAGUGGGACCAUGUCUACCUCCAAGGCCGGGAGGACAGGGGCAGCUUCACCUUCCAGGCAGCUCUGCAUCGUGAUGGCCGCAUUGUAUUCGGCUACAAAGAGAUCCCUAUGUCUGUCCUGGAAAUCAGCUCCUCUCAGCACCCUGUCAAAGCCGGCCUAUCAGACGCUUUCAUGACUCUCAAUACAUCCCCAGAUGUACCAGAAUCUCGGCGAAGGGCCAUCUUUGAAUACCACCGUGUGGAGCUGGACCCCAGCAAGGUCAUCAGCACAUCGGCCGUGGAGUUCACCCCAUUGCCAACCUGCCUGCAGCAUCGGAGCUGCGAAGCCUGCAUGUCCUCAGACCUGACCUUCAACUGCAGCUGGUGCCAUGUCCUCCAGAGAUGCUCCAGUGGCUUUGACCGCUACCGCCAGGAGUGGCUGUCCUACGGCUGCGCCCAGGAGGCAGAGGGCAGGACGUGUGAGGACUUCCAGGAUGGGGACCACUACUCACCUUCCCCCGGCAGCUCCUUCAGCCCCUCCGAUGGAGGCCACAGCACCACCUCCUCCCCCCUCCCCUUGGACAGCCUCACCACGGAAGAUGACACCAAGUUGAAUCCCUAUGCAGGAGGAGACGGCCUUCAGAACAACCUGUCCCCCAAGACAAAGGGCCCCCCGGUGCACCUGGGCACCAUCGUGGGCAUCGUGCUGGCGGUCCUCGUCGUGGCGGUCAUCAUCCUGGCCGGGAUUUACAUCAGUGGCCACCCCACUUCCAAUGCCGCGCUCUUCUUCAUCGAGCGGAGACCUCACCACUGGCCGGCCAUGAGAUUCCGCAACCACCCCAACCACUCCACCUACACAGAGGUCGAGCCCUCCGGCCACGAGAAGGAGGGCUUUGUGGAGGCGGAGCAGUGCUGAGAGCGCCAAGCCACCCCUUGGAAGGGUAGAAAGGAAGCCCCAGGCACCCCGAAAAAGACGAGUCAAAACAAAGCGGAGAAAUGAUUUUUCUUGGCCUCCUCCAAACAUACGCUGGCUGGGAAGAUGGGACAGUGGUUUGUGCUGCCAGAGCUCAGUUUGGGCAUCACACCCCGAUAUCGAAGGCGGGGCAGCAAAGCCACCACACUGAGUUUUUAAGGAACAGUAAACCCAACUACAACCUCUUCUGAUGCAAGGGGUCUCCCCUUCUGGGGCUGUCAAUGGUCUACUCUGUAGCUGCCCCAGAGACCCCCUCCCACCUGGAGAUGACCAGAUGCCCUGCUCCCGGUCACCUAAUGCCCCUGCAUAUGACACAAGAGAACUGAGCUCUUGAUCGGGGCCGCCGCAUCCAGGGUCCAUAGACUCAAGAGCUGGUCCUCAUGGCUAUGGACUCGGCGCUCAGCCCCUGCUUCUGUGGCUCUGGAAGUCUGGAGAAGGAGUUGUCGCCCGCGUUCACAGCUGCAGCCCCGAGCCCUUCGCAGGCCGCCGGAGGGGGCAGCGCCAGGGGAGAGGAGAGAACAGAACCCGGGAAAACUGCACCUCUAGGCUUUGCUCCCUCCACCUGCCCUUUCUGCUGAGAACCAGUACGUCUGCAUCGGGAGUGUGCAGCCCUUUUAACCCAGCUGGGCCCAGCCCAGCCUCGGCCAGGCGAGCCAUGGGGGGCUCUUUAUUCGAUGGCACAUUUGGUGACCAUCGUGUUCACUGGCCUUUCCCUCUGUCAGUGCCAGUAAGUACCUCCCAAGGCAGAGGUUUCCUGGUUACUAUCUCUCCUCCAAGCUGGAUUUUGGUAGCUGUUAAAGAGAAAGAGUGGUUUAUGGAGAUGUACACAGCAGGGAACAUCAGUUGGAGUCUGUUGAGAAGCAAAGUCACCGGAACAGUUGGGACACAGGAUGCUCACACGGGAAGGAGGGACUUUCUACAUAAAAUCUCACCUACAGAGUUGCUUCCACCUCCCCAUCUCUGCUAGAAGUUUUCGGAGCAGAGUUUAGGCUCCCAAACUUAAGCUGGUUUUAAGGUAAUUCUGUCCCAAAGAUGAGUUGGGGCUGCUUCUGAAGAGUAUUUAAAAUGAAAAGCGAGAGCCCCGCCGGUGUGACUGUUUUGUUGAGUGUCAUCCUGUGCACCGAAAGGUGGUUGGUUCGAUUCCCAGUCAGGGUGGGUUUGAUCCCCAGUUGGGGU
This is a messenger RNA of Miniopterus natalensis, 2712 nucleotides long. Lineage: Eukaryota; Metazoa; Chordata; Mammalia; Chiroptera; Miniopteridae. The record is from RefSeq and is a predicted model, not a curated record.